AUGUACAAGUUAAAGUUCGCGUUGGACAAGGCCCACGAAUUGCCGGUCUCCACGGGUAAAGUGAGUCCCGACGGCACGCUGUUGGCCACCGCGUCCACAGACAAAACCAUCAAGCUCUGGAAGCUCCAGCCAGACGGCGCAACGUACUGGAAAACACUCGCUGGCCAUACAAAGGGCAUCUCGAGCGUUGAGUUCUCGCCCAACUCGCGCUUUCUCGCGUCCGCCUCAGACGACCUCACCAUCCGCAUCUGGGACCUCGACCUUGCGGAAACCAUCCAGAUCCUCAGAGGCCACACAUACCACGUCACUGUGCUCAAGUUCCACCAUCGCGGAUCCAUCUUGGCUUCUGGCUCUGCCGACGAAAACAUCCGUAUCUGGGACCUGCGACGGGCCAAGUGCAUGAAGGUGUUGAGCGCGCACUCAGACCCGAUCUCGAGUCUGGACUUCUCGUUCGACGGUACGGUCAUUGUGAGUGGGUCGUACGACGGACUAAUCCGCCUGUUUGACCUUGAAACAGGGCAGUGUCUCAAGACGCUUAUCUACGACAAGAGCGGGUCAUCGUACCCGGUGAGCCACGUCGCGUUCUCGCCCAAUUCCAGAUACAUCUCCUCGAGCUCGCUGGACGGGUUCAUCAGACUGUGGGACUACAUGAACAACAAGGUGGUGAAAACGUUUCAGAACGUGAACGGCUCGAGUGUGGCUGAAAAAUACUGCCUAAGCACGGGCUUUGUAACGUGUUUCGAGAAACCGCUCAUCUGUUCAGGAGACGAGCGCGGGAAGGUACUCUUCUGGGACAUCCAGUCCAAAGAGAUAGUUUUGCAGCUGGACACGGGGAGCCACAGCCCAGUGAUGGAGGUGGAGCCCAUCAGCAACGGGAAGCGGUUAAUGACCUUGUGUAUGGACGGACAGAUCAGGUUUUGGGAGAGUGAACACGAAUGA
This is a messenger RNA of Ogataea philodendri, 939 nucleotides long. RefSeq lists its product as uncharacterized. The record is from RefSeq and is a predicted model, not a curated record. The transcript has a single exon. The coding region runs from base 1 to 939 and encodes 312 amino acids. Gene Ontology annotation, molecular function: protein binding. Lineage: Eukaryota; Fungi; Ascomycota; Pichiomycetes; Pichiales; Pichiaceae.